ACUUAUAUUAAAAAACAUUUUAAUUGAAAUUUUUAGCGAAACUCAUGUUGACGCCACGGAUAACUAUUUGUUUACGGGUCAACUAAAAACAAUGUCGUUUUGGCGUCACAACGGCAAAUAUUACUUAUUCAAUAGUCACGGAGUAGAUGAGACUAACAAAAGAAACAACGUCGAAAAUUUGAACGUCGCACGGCUAUUUUGUUCGGAAAAUGUAGAAGCAUUGGCUACAUUAAUAAUUAAAAGUUAUGCACCCUCAAACGAUCAAUAUCAAAUAAAUAAAAUCCGUGUAGAAAAUCUCUCCGAUUUUAAUGAAAAUUUACCCACAAGACAGUCAGAGUCAAUGCUUACUGAUCCAAAAUUUACAGUUUUAAAACCAGUCGUAGUUCUGGAAAAAUUAGAUACGCGUAAAAUCAAUAUUUCCAAACCUCUUAAACGAAAGGCGUCAACCGAGAUACCCGCGAAAAAAUUGACAGUUGAUAAAUUAAAUGACUUUAAAUUAAAUAUGAACCCAGUUGUUGUUUUAAACAAAAUUGAAAGUAUUGAUUGCAAAAAACAAGUCGGUAGGUCUAAAAAACAACAACGGGGACGUAAAACAACAAAACAAAAUGCGCAUUUAGAUGCAUCAAAAAAGUAUAACAAAAGCAACCCAGCAACAAAUAGAACCGCAGUAAAAAUUUACACGACUAAAAAACCCGAGAUAAACCAAAAGGCCGUGAAAACGUAUAUGACCAAAAAACCGGAAAUAAAUAAAGCUUCCGUUCAACGGUAUAACACAACAAAUAGAAACGUCGAACCUGAAUUACGAGGAUUAAAUUUAAUAGCCCAAAAACGCGAUGAAGACCUUAAUAUAGUUAAAUUGUUUUCGUUGAAAAAAUCGACCCUGUUAGGUCCUAAUAUACACGUGUGUUCAAUCUGUCAAACUCGACUGUUUUUUGAAGAGAAAACUCGCACAAAAUGGUGCUGCGGACAAGGCGCCUACAAUGUCCAAAAUUUAGAACCCCUUACCGAGGAAUUUUAUAGCCAUACGUCGUUUUUAAAUAGACCGCGCGCUUACAAUAACUUAUUCGCUUUCUCUGCAUUAGGCGUUUCUCAUGGAUACCAGCAACCUAACACCGGAAUAACAUUUUUAAAAAUUCAAGGUCGUAUUUAUCACAGAGUAUUUGAUUUAAGUUAUUCGGACAGUACUAAUCCUAUUGGAAUGUAUGUGCACGACGAUAAUGAAACUCGCGAACGACAAGCCCAAAAUCUAAAUCUAGAUAUGCAAGUGAUUCGUUCAAUAACAAAUUUUAUGCACAAUGUAAAUCCAUACAUUGAAUGUUUCAAACGGUUAAAUCGCGAAACAUCCGAAAAUGCUCACAUUAUUUUUCAACAAACGUCACGGAAGUGGCCGCCAUUAUUAGAACAGAAGUAG
Maniola jurtina (meadow brown) is the source of this 1411-nucleotide messenger RNA. RefSeq lists its product as uncharacterized. Gene Ontology annotation, biological process: regulation of DNA-templated transcription. The coding region runs from base 92 to 1411 and encodes 439 amino acids. NCBI's taxonomy places the organism in Eukaryota, Metazoa, Arthropoda, Insecta, Lepidoptera, Nymphalidae. Gene Ontology annotation, molecular function: DNA binding. The transcript has 3 exons. The record is from RefSeq and is a predicted model, not a curated record.